Molecule: messenger RNA, 1176 nt
Organism: Malus domestica (apple)
Lineage: Eukaryota; Viridiplantae; Streptophyta; Magnoliopsida; Rosales; Rosaceae
Product: aspartic proteinase nepenthesin-1-like
Cellular component (GO): extracellular region
Source: RefSeq, a predicted model, not a curated record
AUGACCAACGAUUUGAUCCGUCCGAAGCUCCAAUUUCAGCUUAUUGCAACUUACACUAUACAAGUUGGCCUUGGCACUUUCGAUGAGGCUUUUCCUGCGGAUCCAUUCAAAUCGUUCUACUUGUACAUCGACACCGGGAGCAGCCUCUUAUGGAAUCUCUGUGAGGAUUGUCAAAAGCCUCCAAACGAAUGCUUUCAUACCAAGGCACCCCCUUACCCUAACAGCCAGUCCAAAUCUUAUAAGCCUCUCCCUUGCGGUCGGCAUCCCCUUUGCAAACCAGGCCAAUGCGUCGGGGAUUUCUGCUCCCAAGACAUUACGUACCUGAGCAGCUCCGCCAUCCGUACCAUUCUCGCAGGAGAAACUUUCCAUUUUUUGUCAACCAGCGGGCAGACGGAGCCCAUUGAAGGCAUAGUGUUCGGCUGUGCAUAUGAUGCAAAAAACACACAAUAUGAUUGGGAGGUUUCGGGAGUUUUGGGUUUGGGAUAUACUCCCAAUUCGUUUCCAGUCCAAAUUUCCAAUCUUAUUCAAGGAGCAUUUUCAUUCUGCCUCUGUCGUGAUUUGCACACUACAACGUAUCUCCGAUUUGGUGCGGACAUCCCCCAACCGCCACCAGGCAGCGGCAGUGUCACACCACUAGUCCUCCUUCAAGACAUACCCUAUUACUACGUCAAUUUGCAGGGCAUAAGCGUGGAUGAACAAAGGCUUCAAAUCGAUCCAUCGGUGUUUGCUAUACGCAAGCAGGGUCAAGAAGGUGGCUGUGUUAUGGACAAUGGCAGUACAUUUACUUCUCUCAUUAGGCUUGCUUAUGAUGCAGUGAUUGCGUUCUUGGAGAGUUAUUUUUCGAAGAUUCAUGACUUCAUCAGGGCUCCCAGUCCUUCUGACCUUAAGCUCGACUUGUGCUAUAAAUGGUCGCCGCCGCCACCUUUGGGGUUCGAGGACCUGCCUCCUAUUACCUUUCACUUUGAAAAUAAUGCUAACCUUGAGAUCGCACACGAGGACGGAUUUAUUGAGUUGGACGGUGAUACGCCCGGGAAUGAGGUUAUGUGUUUGGCGAUCAUGCCGAAUAAUGUUCGUACUAUUAUAGGAUCGUUGCAGCAAGCGAAUUACAGAUUCAUAUAUGAUCUUAAUGGGAGGCAACUAAAAUUUACCCCUGAGGAUUGUGAUAAGAAUUCUUGA